UAGUAUACAAUAGAUAUAUGUAAUAUAAUUUAUACCUAUAUGAAGUAAGCAUUGUUUGUGUGAGUUCAUAGUUGGUUGUUGAAUAAUUUAUUAGAGCUAAAUUGUGCAGUCAAAUUACAUUCCAUAGGACAUCUUUCUGUUGUGAUUUUUAGGAAUUCUUCUUAAAUCACAUGUUUGAAGUAAACCACUCAACACUUAAAUGUUCAUUUGCAGCAACGCGUUGUUUGAAUAUGCCGACCAUGUGAAGAAUUUGGGGAACACUUUGUUCAAGCUGCUCUCGGAAGCACUUGGGCUCGAACCGAGCCACCUGGCAGAUAUAGAGUGCAACCAAGGGCAAGUCUUCCUAUGCCACUACUACCCUCCGUGCCCCCAGUCUGAACUCGCCAUCGAGGCAGGCCGACAUUCGGAGGGUGGUUUCCUGACCAUACUCCUCCAAGGUGAAAGCGGCGACCUCCAGAUCUUCAAUGAGGAUCAGUGGGUAGACGUCACGCCAAUGCCCCGAGCAUUCAUUGUGAAUAUCGGUGAUCUCUUAAAAUUUAUCUCCAAUGGUGGGUUUUGGAGCGUUGAACAUAGGAUUUUGGUGAAGAAUGUUGCUCCACGGGUCUCAGUCGCGUACUUCUUUGGAACACACAUCGAUCCAACCUUGACAAGGAUUUACAGUUCAAUUAAGGAGUUGGUGUUUGACGAGAACCAACUAUUAUAUAGGGAAACUCUCGCUAUUGAUUACAUCAAACAUUACUACUCCAUUGGGUUAGAUGCGAUAACUACUAUUUGA
Messenger RNA from Aegilops tauschii subsp. strangulata, 775 nucleotides. Its product is annotated as 1-aminocyclopropane-1-carboxylate oxidase homolog 11-like. The record is from RefSeq and is a predicted model, not a curated record. Lineage: Eukaryota; Viridiplantae; Streptophyta; Magnoliopsida; Poales; Poaceae.